GGCGAAUUCAGUUCAUUCCCAGCGAUCGAGGAGGGAGCAACUUGUAGUAGAACAUCAUAAUGUCCAAGGGAUCAGUAUUGCCGCAAUAUAUUGCGGGCUUGUCGGCCAGCUUCGGAGCCCUCUGCAUGGGGGCCUCCAUCGGUUGGUCCUCGCCCGUGGAGAAGAAGAUCACCGAGAGCUUUGACUAUGGAUUUGAGAUCAGUUCGAGUCAGUUCAGCUGGGUGUCCUCGCUGCUGACCCUGGGUGCCACCGUAAUCUGCAUUCCCAUCGGGUUUGCCAUCGACUGGAUCGGCAGGAGACCCACCAUGUUGGCCCUAAUCCCGCCCUAUAUGGUUGGGUGGGUGCUCAUGUUGUUCGCCAACAACGUGACCAUGCUGUACUUCGGCAGAUUCAUCCUGGGCAUGUGCGGGGGAGCCUUUUGUGUGACUGCUCCCAUGUACUGUACCGAGAUUUGUCAAACCGCCUUGAGAGGCACCAUCGGCGCCUUCUUUCAGCUGCUGAUCGUGUCGGGCGUGUUCUACGGGUAUCUGGUGGGAGCCUUUCUGCCCCUGCUCACUAUCAACAUCCUGUGCGCCAUCCUGCCGCUGAUCUUCGCCACCAUCCACUUCUUCAUGCCGGAGUCCCCCGUUUACUUGGCCAUGAAGGGGCGCAAUGAGGAUGCCGCCAAGUCUUUGCAGUGGCUGCGAGGCAAGAACGCCAAUAUCGAUGAUGAGCUCAAGGAGAUCAUGGAGGAGUCCCAGAAGCAGAUUGAUAUGCCAAAGGUCAACAUUUUGUCCGCCCUCCGCCGUCCUAUCGUUUUGAAGGGUCUUGGGAUCGCUGUGCUGUUGCAGGUGUUCCAACAGUGGACGGGUAUCAACGCCAUCCUUUUCUACUCCACAUCGAUUUUCGAGGAUACAGGCUCUGGUCUGACUGGCACCGACUCCACGCUCAUCAUUGGAUUCGCCCAGGUGACCAGCACACUGGUGGGCGUGGCCAUUGUCGAUAAGGCCGGCCGCCGGAUCCUGCUCCUGAUCUCCGGCAUUCUGAUGGCAGUGACCACCGCCCUGAUGGGCGUCUACUUCCAGCUAAGCGAGAGCAAUCCGGGCUCGAUGGACGACUUCGGGUGGCUUCCCAUCAGCAGCAUCUGCAUCUUCAUCGUCUUCUUCUCGAUCGGAUUCGGACCGGUGCCGUGGCUGGUGAUGGCGGAGCUCUUCUCCGAGGACGUGAAGAGUGUUGCGGGAUCGAUUGCCGGCACUAGCAACUGGCUGUCAGCCUUCAUGGUCACACUGCUCUUCCCGAUCCUCAAGAAUUCGAUUGGGCCGGGACCAACCUUCUGGAUCUUCACCGUGAUCGCGGUCCUCGCCUUCCUCUACUCGCUGUUCUUCGUGCCGGAGACCAAGGGCAAGACGAUAAUCGAGAUCCAGGAAAUGUUGUCCGGCGGAAAGAGUGUCAACAAUAGUUCCGGUGCCGACAAGGAGCAGACGUGAGGACGGAUACAUACAUAGUAUUAGCCGUAAGGAUACCUUUUUCAAGUUCUCUUUAAGCCAAUAAGCAAAAGUUAUAUGUAAGAACGAUCAUGAUCAAUAAAGCCAAAUACUUUUGAAAAAAUUAA
Messenger RNA from Drosophila rhopaloa, 1591 nucleotides. Its product is annotated as facilitated trehalose transporter Tret1. The transcript is spliced from 2 exons. Bases 60 to 1466 code for a protein of 468 amino acids. Lineage: Eukaryota; Metazoa; Arthropoda; Insecta; Diptera; Drosophilidae. The record is from RefSeq and is a predicted model, not a curated record. Gene Ontology annotation, cellular component: membrane. Gene Ontology annotation, biological process: transmembrane transport; carbohydrate transport. Gene Ontology annotation, molecular function: sugar transmembrane transporter activity.